Fusarium sp. VM40 is the source of this 642-nucleotide messenger RNA. The record is from the annotation of a GenBank genome assembly. Lineage: Eukaryota; Fungi; Ascomycota; Sordariomycetes; Hypocreales; Nectriaceae.
AUGGAUCCCUCGAACCCAAACAACAACAAGGCAAGCAGAGUCUACGAUCCUGUCCGGGACGUAUUCACUACGCUGGAGACAACUAAAUCGAUCAACAGUGUCGCUGACCGGCACAACCAGAUUAACAACCAACUUGACAACCAACUUGACAAUGUGUUCAACGGUCCGGCUUUCGAGUCAUUUGAUCCAUUUUACGGCGGGUUUGGCGGGUAUGAUGGACUUGACUGGUACGACGAACUUGAUGGGUUUGAUGGGCUUGAUGGUCAGCUUUACCCCCCAGUUGACAAUGCAUUUGACGGCCCGGUUCUCAACCCAGCCAACGAACCUGACAACCCAAUCCCUGACAACAGUGCUCAAGCCGACGCAGCCACUAACCCUACCAAAAAGUGCACCAGGUGUCGAAACCAGACAACCAACCCCAAGUCAUGCAACGAGUGUUGCGCCAAGAUGGUUGCGCAAAGGAAGGCCUGGAUCAGCCAAGGCAUUUGUUCCAGAUGUGGAAAGAAUCCGGCUCGCCAAGAUGCAAACGGCGAAAGGGGUAAGAGGUGUGAGGAGUGUUUGGCGAAGCGGAGAGCCGAGACUGCGGAUGCUAGGGAGAGGAGAAAUGCUGCAAAGGCACUCAUGGAGUUGAGUCGAGGUUAA